Aptenodytes forsteri (emperor penguin) is the source of this 3384-nucleotide messenger RNA. It is a transcript of the gene UNC50, whose product is annotated as unc-50 inner nuclear membrane RNA binding protein. Bases 1 to 780 code for a protein of 259 amino acids. The record is from RefSeq and is a predicted model, not a curated record. Gene Ontology annotation, cellular component: Golgi membrane. NCBI's taxonomy places the organism in Eukaryota, Metazoa, Chordata, Aves, Sphenisciformes, Spheniscidae. The transcript is spliced from 5 exons.
AUGCUGCCAACCACUUCAGUUAAUUCUCGGAGCCAGGGCAACGGUGCGCUGAGCCCCAGAGAUGCUGCGAGGCAUACAGCUGGAGCAAAACGCUACAAGUACCUCCGGAGGCUCUUCCACUUCCGACAGAUGGACUUUGAGUUUGCUCUUUGGCAGAUGCUUUACCUGUUUACUUCACCACAGAGGGUGUAUAGGAACUUUCACUAUAGAAAACAGACAAAGGACCAAUGGGCAAGAGAUGAUCCUGCUUUCUUAGUAAUUCUCAGUAUCUGGCUCUGUGUGUCUACUGUAGGAUUUGGAUUUGUGCUGGACAUGGGUUUUUUUGAAAUGAUAAAGCUGCUACUUUGGGUUGUCUUCAUAGACUGCAUAGGCGUUGGCCUCCUGAUUGCAACUCUAAUGUGGUUCAUUUCUAAUAAAUACUUGGUGAAGCAGCAGAACAGAGACUAUGAUGUGGAGUGGGGGUAUGCCUUUGAUGUUCAUCUGAAUGCUUUCUAUCCACUUCUAGUCAUUUUGCAUUUUAUCCAGCUGUUUUUCAUCAACUAUGUCAUCAUAUCUGAUUCUGUCAUUGGGUAUUUUGUUGGGAAUACGUUAUGGCUGAUUGCAAUCGGCUAUUACAUCUAUGUGACAUUCCUAGGAUACAGUGCACUGCCCUUUUUGAAGAACACAGCUAUCCUUUUGUAUCCGUUUGCACUUCUCAUCAUGCUCUAUUUGAUCUCAUUAGCAUGUGGAUGGAAUUUCACCAAGAUGCUUUGUUCCUUUUAUAAAUACAGAGUGAAAUAAAACCAGGACUUCAUGUAUCUGAUGUUUAUUUUGUUUUUCUCUUAGAUGUCUUGACAGUAAAGAAAAAGUUAAGAACAUUUUUGUAAAUGGUUGUAAAUUUCUCUUUAUUGUAGAUAAUUGUAAAAAAAGUUUGAAGUGUCCUUUUUUUUAUUAAAAUAUUUACACCAGUAAACAUGUUAGCAAUUUUGUUCAAAUACUUUUGCAGUACAUUCCUAAAGACAAGUUACUUGUACAUCUCUAGCUUAAAUUUAACUGCAACAAGUCUAUUUAGCAUAACUCUUACCGCAGAUAUUUUGCAUGUACUGGCAUAAGCUCUAUAUUACGAGGGUUUCAAGUGACACCGAAAAGCAGUUUUAUUGAAGAAUAAUAUUGGAACACCUUGCCUUGGGACUGUGUGAAAGUAGGGAUCUUAAUCGUGUUGCAAUGGUAAAGCAACAACUGUCUCUAGAUACAGAACUGUCCCCUCCUUUCAUGAAAGAACUCGAACAGAUUUAUUUUAAUGACUACUUCAAAUAUACAUGGACAGCUCUGGCACACAGAAGAAACAGUGAUGAAAGGCACAAUUAACAUGACCCAUAUCAGGUUUUCAGAUAUAGCAGCAAGUUUUUAAACCCAAUCACUAGAAGUCCAGUGGGUAUUAUUACAUCCAUUAUGAGUGGCAGGUUGAUGAACAUGGAAGGCAAGUACAAGUUUAGUUUGGCUACACGGGUGGGCUCAUGGCAAUCCCUACAGCUGUGAAGUCCACAAGGCAGGAGUAUAAACUAACCAUCACAAACAAUACCUUCUGGAAAAAGAUGACAAUUUUCCAAAGCAGAGUGUUCAGUAUGAAACAUGAGCACUGGGAUUCAGUUUCCAAAGCAACACAAGAGUAAGCUGGUUACAGUAAGACUUAAUAUUUCAAUACUAGAAUUUGAUCUCUAAGGAAAAACUAUUUGUCUUAAAAUACCAAAUAUGCUGGCAGUGCAUCUUACAGUACUGUGUGUUUCAGCCACUGUUAAGGCUUGAAGAGAUUCUUGUUCCCCUCUCAGCAGACACUGAGCAACGUUCCCCUUUUAACAAGGAAAGCACUGAACUGCUGAUCCAUGGAAGGCGAAGGAUUCUGGUCAGGACCUGCUCCCGCCCUGGCUAACAGCACGAGCUCCCGUCCUGCAGGCAGCUGCAGCCUAACCGUACAACUUCUCCCCAACAGGAAUCCUAGCACCGGUGAUCACCGGCUUCGGUUCAACAGUAAAAAUACCUCAUAUUUAGUGCCCUAUGGUGUGAUACCACUGAAAUCAAUGAAGGACUGGGGGCCUGUGUACCUUCCCUUUAGAAAGAUCAAAGUCUGUUCCCUUGAAAGAAGGCUUCAUCGUUCUCAAAAUGAAGCUACUUUAAGUUCUAGCUGCUCGUUCUUUAUAGCAGAAAUCAGCAAAACCCUUAAAAGACCACUAAGGUCAGAAAAGUGACACUCUCAAAGACUAAUUUAUCAGGUCAGCGUGGGGUGCGUUUUUUAUGUCGGCAAUCAAUGCUAGUCUGAAAACACCAGUUGUUUAGUAGCCUUUCAGCAUUAUGCUGGUGAUUGAUUGUAAAGAUGAUUUGAAAACAAAGGGUUUUUUUCCCUUUCUACUACAGUUACUUGCUUGAGCUUUUUCAGAAUACAUCCUUCCUAGUAAGAACAAGCACAGAACCCAGGGUUAAUUUAUUUCAGGGGAACAAGGUUUGAAGAGAUUUGAUUCUUCCCCCCCCAAGACUAAAAUAAUAUUUUCCAAGGUAGAAGCAAACUACAAAUUACUACAAUACUUCAUCUGGAGCAAAUACUUCAAAAAAACCCCCGAGAUUACUGAUAUGAUAAUAUACUUGGAAAAAAAUGAAGGAAAAGCGUUACACAGUUGUUCAAUUUUGCCAAAGACUAAUCGCACUCCAGCCCAUUCAAGGAAUUGUGCAUCACAUGGGCAAAGUAUAAAUUGCUUUGCUCUAAACUGACUCACGGUAUUUAAAAGCUGCUUGUAAAAGAGCUAGGCAAGCAGCCAUACGACAGAAGAGUCCAGUCUUUUAUUGGUCCACAAAUCACGUUUAGCUGUUUGAAUUUUUCUAAGCCAUCUUUCAGUUAAGAAAAAACAAAUGUAUCUAUAUGAAUAUUUUCAAUCAAUGCACAUAAAUGGUUGAGAUGCCUGCAAAAGCGCAAAGCCUUAUACAGUGCUUUAGAAACACUCUUUAACUAAAAGAAUAAAAAGUGCUAAUUUGGGAUCACGUCCUGUUCACAUUGUUUACAAAGUUUUCAGUAGGACCACCCCACCCACUGAAUGAGCAAAGCAAGAUUAUCCCGACAGUCUUGUAUUUCCUUGCUCCAGAGCCAUCCUGAUCAGCUCAGAAAAGCCAGUGCUCGUAUCAGCCAGUCUGUUUGGCAUCCAGUAUAAGAAGUUAAGAAUAAUUUGCCCAGAUAAUGAAGGUUUCUGGCAAUGCCUUUGGUGUUACAAAAGUUCUCCUUUCUGAAGCUUUAACAGCAUCAGAAGGAGCUAACAGGAUCAUAAGAUAAUGCAGUAUAUUUUGAAACAUUUUCCAUUAUUUGAUUACUGUAAGAUUCAGUGGCCUAGAGGGGAUUUUUAAGGCCACAACAAAAAUAAC